Molecule: messenger RNA, 7197 nt
Organism: Bipolaris zeicola 26-R-13
Lineage: Eukaryota; Fungi; Ascomycota; Dothideomycetes; Pleosporales; Pleosporaceae
Exons: 5
Coding region: 1-7197 (2398 amino acids)
Source: RefSeq, a predicted model, not a curated record
AUGUCUCCUAUCAGCUCUCGUCGCGCCAUCGCCGUCGCGCCACCCGCAAAACAAAAGACCCUGCCGCUUUCGAGGAUUGGAUCGGCUGAACAUUUUUGGGGCGGGAAGAGCGAAAUCUUGGAAUGGCCCGACCUUGCGACCCUGCUGUCUGACCUUCUAUCCUCCGCUCCUGCGUCCGCGCCAGAACCAUGGAACCAACUACCGCCGAUCUCUCAACCCCCACCACCUUCGUACAACGAAUCUGUUGCAGACCUACCUCCAGACUACACCUCCACCGAUGCGCUGGCCAUUGCGCAAAUACCUGAAUACUCUCCCUUCUCUUCCCUCGACGCUUUACUAUGCCUCACCGCUUCCACACGUCCGCGCACAAGCAAGAAGCGCCUACCUGGCUCUUCCGCCUUCCGCCUAGAUGUGAAAUCACCACACAUAGACAUUGAUUUUGGGCACUGCGAUACUGGCAUCAGGUCACACGCAAAGAAGAAGAACAGCAAGACUACAGCGAAGAAACCCACGGCCGCUCCCGUUGACGACGGGAAAAAGGACGAGGAACCUGCCGGUGGCGACAGCGGUGGUGAUCCACCUGCGGACGGUGGGGCUGCUGGUGGAGAUGGAGGCGAUGGAGACAAGGGCAAGAAGAAAUCGAAGAAGCAGAGAGAGGAAGAGGAGAGAUUGAAGAAGGAAGAAGAGGAGCGCCUCAAGAAAGAGGAAGAGGAACGUCUGCAGAAGGAGGAAGAGGAGCGCUUGCAGAAAGAGGAAGAGGAGCGUCUGGCAAGGGAGGCCGAAGAGGAGGCCGAGCGCAAGAAGAAGGAGGAAGAGGAUGCAGCCGCAGCUGCAGCUGCUGCCACCGCAACGACUAUUUCCGUGACAAAGGCGGCAGCUGACCUAAGCUGGGCGAAUCCGAGCCAGAACACGGAUGACUGGGCCUCGUUCGGUGCUGGCAAGAAGAAGAAGAGCAAAAAGGGGAAGACUGCCGAGGCCGCACCCCCGCCUCCUCCUGAACCACCAGCAGGGCCACCGACAACAUUCGACGACAUCAACCUUGACGAAGGAAGCGCACCGAAAAUUGACAUGAAUAAUAGUGAUACUAGCGCAACAAAAUCUGGAUUCGGACUUCCUGGACUAAGCAGUUGGGCUUCUGGUUGGGGCUCAUCAAACAAAUCAUCUGGCUGGGGCGGACUUCUUGACAGUGGAAAGAACUCUAGCGCAGACUCGGACAGCCCCUGGGGAUCCUUGGACAAGAAGAAGAAAAAGGACUCAAACGGAUUCGACUUCGACUUUGGUGGUCUGAAAGCUUCCGCUCCCGCCGAAGAGAAACCCGCCGAGGACGAUGGCUGGGGCAUUGACUCAGGCGCAAAGUCUAAGAAAAAGACCAAGAAAGGGAUCUUGAUCGACGAGACCGUGCCUGAGGAGCCAGCUCCAGAACCUGUCAAGGAGGAUGAUCCAUGGGGUGGUGGAUGGGAUGGAGCUGCUGCCGGAGUGAAGAAGAAGAAAGGUAAGAAAGGAGCAAAGGAUGAGCUGCCACCGCCCCCUCCCCCAGAGCCAGAACCAGAACCAGAGCCUGCUCCAGCUGAACCUGAGCCGGAGCCUCCGAAGCCAGAAGUGCCUGCUGUUGAUCCAUAUGCCGGCCUCAGCAAGUCUCAGGCGAAAAAGCUCAAGAUCAAGCUUGACAAAGAGGCUAAAGAGGCCAAACUGAAGGAGGAGGAGGAAGCGGCUCAGCGGGUCAAAGACGAGGAAGAGGCUGCUGAGCUCCAGCGCCAAGAAGAAGAGGAAGCAGAGCAGAGACGGAUAGAAGAGGAAGAGGCCGAGUUGAAGAGGAUGGAGGAAGAAGCCGAAGCCGCAGCCGCAGCCGCAGCCGCAGCCGAGGCCGAGAAGAAGAAGAAUGAGGAGUCUUGGGGUGAUUGGGGUGCCACAGCACCAACCACAAAGAAGAAGAAGAAGGGCAAGAAAGGAGCAGAGGAAGAGCUCCCGCCGCCUCCACCUCCGCCACCUGGGCCCGAAUUCUUGGAACCCCCACCUGCGGACGCGAAGCCUGCCGAUGGCUGGGAUGAUUGGGGUUCAGCCGCACCUGUAGUCAAAAAGGUCAAAAAAGGUAAGAAGGGUGCUGCUGUCAUCAUCGAAGAGCCUCCGCCAGCGGAGCCUGAGCCUAUCCCGGAACCCGAGCCAGCUCCACCACCAGAAGAAGAGAGAGGUUCCGAUUGGGGCCUGAGCUCGAUAUGGGGUGCAUCAAAGAAAAAGAAGAAGAGCAGCAAAUCAGUCGAACUACAAGCACUUCCAGAACCUGAGCCAGUUGAAGAAGCACCGCCCAUUCAGGAACCCGAAGACGUCGAGGAACCUGAGGACAAUGAAGAUGACUGGGGUGCGCCAUCUUGGAGCAAGAGAAAGAAGAAGGAUCCCAAGAAGGAUGUCCCUGUCGAGGUACUUGAGGACACUACGACACCUGUUCAAAAGCCUGACGAAGAAGAUCCCUGGGGAAGCGCUGCAUUCAAUAUUGGCAAGAAGACCAAGAAGGGCAAAAAGGGUCUUAUACCGCCGAAUGUGCCAACACCCCCAGGAGGGUUUGAGCCCGAGCUUCCGCCGCUUAAGACGAUCGAAGCGCCUCCACCCGCAGAGGAAGAAGAUAUCUGGGGAGAUCUCACCACUACCACCUCUAAGAAGAAGAAGAAAAAGGGCGAAGUUGUGGAAGUUGCCCCGACUGAUACCUUUGAGGAUCUCAUCUCGCUCGAUGAUCCACCGCCUGCCGAGGAGCCUGUAGUGGAAGAGGCACCAGUGGAGGAGAAGAAGAAGAGCAAGAAGGACAAGGAAAGCAAGUCCAGCAGCAUGUGGGGCUCUCUGGGUGCUUCAACUAAGCCGCCUAAGAAGGAAACUACUCUCGAAAAACGAGCUCGCGAAAAACGCGAAAAGAAAGAACGCGAGGAGCAGGAACGAUUAGAAAGGGAGGCGGCUGAGAAAGAGGAGGAGGAGCGUCUUGCACGAGAAGCCGAAGAAGCAGACGAAGAAGCAGCUCGAAUCGCAGCAGAAGAGGAGGAAGCAGAGGCUGCACCUCGAAUCGCAGCAGAGCAAGCCGAAGCAGCACGUAUAGCGGCAGAGGAGGAAGAGAGGAGAAGAAGGAAGAAGCAAGAGGAGGAAUCUGCAGGAUCGAAGCUUGUUGGGUGGGGCGCUAGUAUCUGGGGAUCCUCGAAGAAGAAGGAGAGCACAAAAGAGCGAAGGGCCCGGGAAAAGAAAGAGGAGCAAGAGCGUCUAGAGAAAGAGGCUGCUGAGCAAGCAGAGAGGGAACGCCUUGAACGCGAGGAACAAGAACGUCUUGAGGCUGAAGAAGCCGCGCGUGUUGCUGCUGCCGAGGAGGAGGCACGAUUGGAACGCGAAGCUGCUGAGGCGGCUGAGAGGGCUCAAAGGGAAGCUGAGGAAGCUGCAGCCAGGGCCAGAGAGGAAGCAGAGCAGAAUUCUGGUUGGGGUCUAUUCGGACUAUCCAAGAAGAAGGAGACUAGCAAACAGAGGCGCGAGCGCGAGGCUAGAGAAAAGGCAGCACUUGAAGAACAAGAAAGGCUGGAGAACGAAGCGAGAGAAGCCGCUGAAGCUGCUGAAGCUGCCGAAGCUGCCGAAGCUGCCGAAGCUGCCGAGAAAGCCCGACUGGAGGCAGAGGAAGCUGAAGCUGAAGCUGCUCGUCUUGCUGCUGAGCAAGAAGUCGUUCCUGAGCCUGAGCCCGUGGUUGUCUCUUCUAAGGAAAAGAAGAAGAAAAAGAAGAGAGGUGUUGUCGAGGAAGCCCCUCCUCCACCUCCACCUCCUCCGCCACCCCCUGAAGAACCUGCAGAACCUGCAAACGACGAUGAGUUGUUUGACCUCGUUAAAGAUGCUGACCCGAACGAACUUUUGGCUGAGCUUGAGAAGCCUACCAGAAGGGAACAAAAGGCAGCAGCAGGUGGUUGGGGCAGCGCUUGGGGUAUCUCCCUUCGCAGAAGCGUGAUCGAUCCUAUCACGGAUAUGCCUGUGAAACACGAGCCGGAACCCGAACCAGAACAGGAGCCAGAACCAGAGCCAGAGCCAGAGCCAGAGCCAGUUGUGGAAGAGCCAGAGCCAGAACCAGAACCAGAACCAGAACCUGUGAUCGUUGAAGAGGCACCUCCAAAGAAGCUGUCCAAGGAAGAACGAAGACUACUGAAAAAGUCCAAGAAAAGUAGACAUGCUGUGCCAGAACCGGAACCGGUGCCAGAGCCUAUACCUGAAGAACCAGAGCCGGAGCCGGAGCCGGAGCCUGAACCUCCAGCGGUCGAGGUUAUUGAGGUGCCUCCAAAAAAAUUGUCCAAGGAGGAGAGAAAACUUCUUAAGAAGUCCAAACGGUCCAAGAUGGAGGAAGCCCCUUUGAUCAUCCCUGAACCCGAACCUGAGCCUAUCGAAGUACCUGAGGAAAGGUCGCCUGCACCAGGCGCAUUCCCUGACGAUGACGGAGACUUCAUGGAAUUUGUCGAUGCGCCGCCACCUCCAGAGCCUGAGGAACCCGAACCCGAGCCUGAACCUGAACCUGAGCCCGAACCCGAGCCUGUGCAUGUACCUCUUGUCCUGCAGGAGCUCAAGAAGCUUAAGAAGUCCAAGAAGAGUAGCAAAUCGAGAGGGUGGUCCAUCGACGAAACUCCUCCACCUCCUCCACCGCCACCAGUUCUGGAGGAGCCUGAGCCCGAGCCCGAGCCAGAGCCAGAGCCCGAGCCGAUUGUUGAAGAGGAGCCGGAACCUGAGCCUGAGCCGGAACCGGAACCUGAACCUGUUGUUGUGGUCUCUGAAAGAAAACACAAAAAGUCCAAGAAGAGCAGCAGGACCAAGGCACCACCACCUCCGCCAGAACCAGAACCAGAACCUGAACCUGAACCUGAACCUGAACCUGAACCUGAACCUGAACCUGAACCUGAACCUGAACUGGAGCCAGAGCCAGAGCCAGAACCCGAAAUUGAAGAAGUGCCCGAGGACCCAGAGAUAAUCGACCAUGAAGACGCCGCUUCAGCAGAUGAAGAUGAUGCGCCUGCCAAACUCCCAACUCCUCCUCCAGAGCCAUUACCUGAACCCAAGGCAAAUUCUCCCAAGAAGGAGCGCAACAGAGUCCGUAGUGGAACUACCUCUGGCGGUUGGGGUGGUAUGUUCGGAGCUUCCAAGUCAAAGAACAAGACAAGAUCUGGUGGUGAGGAUGGUGCCACCAGGCCUGAAGCGACACGUACAAAAUCACACCGGCGAACAUCAGAAUCCAGAGACAACGAUAUCAAAUCACGAUCCUCCGGGUCUGACAAGGCGCAUGCAGCCAGGCCAACAGUGUCACGUUCCAAGACUGCCCGGGUUUCUACAGGCCUCGGUGGCAUGUUUGGCGUUGCGCCGCCCCCACCAUCACGCUCCAAGUCACAUCGCACCUCAGGCAUGAAAACAUCGUCACGCCGACCUUCUGUCGACCAGGACGCUGCCAUGAUGUCACCACCACAGACCGAUACUGAUGCGAAGAUGUCUUCCAAGGCCGCUCGGCUUAUGGGCGAGCAGGGUUCGUCCCGCAGGGCCAGUAAUAGGGAUUCUAGAGACAAGGGCAGAAGUCGAGGUAAGCCGCUCCCCGCUAAUCACAGUGCAUCUCUCAUUGGCCGGCCUGACCCAUAUCCUUUGGACGAUGAGAACGAAGUUGAUGAUGAAUCCCCUCCCCCGGCUUCCCGACCAGAGUAUCCACGUCGCAAAUCUAAGCGUGAUUCGGCACAGCCACUCGAACCCAUGAGUGCAUCGCCUAGCGCAGACGACCCUAUCGUUGUUGACCCAAUGGAGGCGGACCCUGUACCAGUCGAGGCUGAGCGGCCCCGUCGUGAACGGGACCGUGAGCGGGACCGUGAGCGACCUCGUCGCGCGCGAGGCAACUCAGAUGCUAUCAACACACUUGCCGGUGUCGCAGGCACUGCUGCUGCUGUGAAAGGCUUCAAGGGUAUGUUUGGACUCGGGCGCAAGAAGGCAGCGGCGCCGGAAGAGGCACCUCGCGAACGCCGCCGCACCGCCUACGAGACCGAAGAUGAGCGCAGACAUCGCAAAAGAUCCACAACACGCGGCGCAGUUACUGAUGAUGAAGCCAAACGACUGCGACACGAGCGCCGCAGUUUGCGCAAUCCUCGCGCCCAGGACCCUGAAGAAGUUAUGAUGUCUGGUGCUAAUGGCGGCGGCAACGGCAGCGCUGAUUACGAUGCCGAACGAGAGGCAAGACGAGCUGAGCGUAGGGCGAAACGCGAUGCAGAGAAAGAAUCUCGUCGUGCCGAACUCGAAGAAGCAGAGGCUAAGGCUGAGAGGCGCCGUGAGCGCGAGCGUGAAAACGAGCGUGCGACACUUGCAGAGAAGAAGGCUCGGCAAAUGGCCGAGUUGGAACGUCGCAACAAGGAAGCAGAGGAACAACUGCGUCGCAUGGCAGAGAAGGAAGAACGGCGAAAGGCACGAGGUGACCGUAAGCCGACUGAUGAGCGGGAUCGCGAGAAGCGUUCAUCACGUCGCAAAGACAAGACCCGCGAAGAAGAGCGUCCAAAGGCCGAACGUCGGCGGACAUACAUAGACGAGGACGAGGAACGUCGCCGUCGUCACGAAGAACGCCGUGCUGCCAGGCGUCACUCCGAAUACCCGGUACAAGCUAGUGGGGAGCCCAUUACUGACUACUUUGACGAGCGCAACGGCGUCGCCAACCGAACCAAGCACCGCAGUUCUCGUCAGGCACGGGAAGAAGAAAACAUGCCAUACAUGAACAACAAGAGCGGUGACAAAACAUCGUCAUGGGUCGAAUCUCUAUCCAACGAGCCACCACUACCUCCCCCUAUCUCCGAGACCGUACUCGACCCCGCGCCCGGCGCCAACGACGAUGACGACGACGAAGAAACCCAAUCCCAAGACGAAGACAUUCGCCUGCGCAUCGCAGGCCGCCGCGGACCCAAGCGCGACAAGGAGCGUGCCGAGCGUCGUAAAGCCGAAGAAAAAGAACGCGACCGCGACCGCGCAUACAAGCACAGCCGUCGUGCAAGCAACUACGAGACUAUGAAGCCCAUGGAUGAUGAACGCGAUCGCAAGAGGAACGCUAGACGCACCAGCUAUGCACCUGCAUACGAAGAGCCGCCUGUUAGGACGUGGGAUGGUAGGCCCACGGUAGAGGGCGGGGCACCAGCGCCGGCCGUCAAGAGGGGAAGCUGGUUCAAGAAGAUUGCUGGUUUCUAA